This is a messenger RNA of Xiphias gladius (swordfish), 3735 nucleotides long. RefSeq names its product lysyl oxidase homolog 2A-like. Gene Ontology annotation, molecular function: copper ion binding; protein-lysine 6-oxidase activity. Lineage: Eukaryota; Metazoa; Chordata; Actinopteri; Istiophoriformes; Xiphiidae. The transcript is spliced from 14 exons. Bases 644 to 2434 code for a protein of 596 amino acids. Gene Ontology annotation, biological process: sprouting angiogenesis; peptidyl-lysine oxidation. The record is from RefSeq and is a predicted model, not a curated record. Gene Ontology annotation, cellular component: membrane.
UUGGUAUGAUCAGGAUGUUCCUCACCAACAUGUUGAGGCUGUCGGGAGGACAAGUGGUCCGUUGGUGGUUUCCAUGGCCACAGUUAUGUGGUUUCCUUUAGCUGGCUGAUUUAGAAGAGCCACCUGGACGGCAGAUGAUCCGCUUCAGCCAUGACUAAAUUUAUUGGCCAGCGCUUGUCUGAAAAAAAGCGUCAGGUUAUGUUAGAGACCAAAAACAUCUCCACCAAGGCAUGCUUACAAAACAGAAGUCUCUUUUCAAGCCAGACCUGCAGGCCAAGAAAGCAACAUCAAGAGGACUAUAGAAGUUACAGACAGUCAACAUGUACUCUUGCUGUAACUUCACAAAUCCUUGAUUAAUCAUUUCGCCAAGAAAGUGUUUAAAAAAUUAGACAAAAAUGCCCAUCGCAAUUUCCUAAAGAUAUUAAGAUCACAUGAGACAAAGGAAAGCAAUCACUCCUCACAGUUAAGAAACUUUAGAUUGAAAGGCCAAAUCUGGCUAGACAACGUGCACUGCGCCGGUGGAGAGAAGAGCCUGGCUGAGUGUGAGUCCAACGGUUUCGGAGUGUCUGACUGCAAACAUUCAGAAGAUGUCGGGGUGGUGUGUAACCAGAAGCGCAUUCCAGGCUUCAAGUUCAUCCGGAACAUGGCCAACAGCGAGGAGGGUUUGACAGUGCAGGUGGAGGAUGUGAGGAUCAGGGCCACUUAUUCUCAGAGGAAAAAGGUUCCCAUCACUGAGGGCUUUUUGGAGGUGAAAGACGGAGGCAAGUGGAGACAGAUCUGUAACGAGGAGUGGACAGAGAUGAACACCAGGGUCAUCUGUGGCAUGUACGGCUUCCCCGGAGAGCAACGCUUCAAUAGCCGACCCUACAAAUUGCUGGCCAAGCGUCGUAAGAAGAACUACUGGGGUUUCUCUGUCAACUGCACUGGCAACGAGGCCAACUUGUCUGAUUGUAAACUGGGCCGGGAGAUACAGCUGAAGGGCAACAGCACCUGCAGACAGGGCAUGCCUGUAGUGGUCAGCUGUGUGCCUGGACGCGCCUUUGCUCCCAGCGUCAGCAUUGGCUUCAGGAAGGCCUACAGGGUGGAGCAACCCUUGGUGCGUCUAAAAGGCGGAGCUAUGAUAGGCGAGGGGCGAGUAGAAGUGUUGAAGAACGGCGAGUGGGGUACAGUGUGCGACGACAACUGGAACAUUCGAGCUGCCACUGUGGUGUGUCGUGAGCUGGGAUUUGGUAGCGCCAAAGAGGCCCUGACUGGCGCCCGACUGGGCCAAGGGAUCGGGCCAGUCCACAUGAAUGAGGUUGAGUGCUCUGGGUUUGAAAAGUCACUCACUGAGUGCCACUUCAACCGUGACUCUGUGGGCUGCGGCCACGAGGAAGAUGCAGCUGUCAGGUGUAAUGUUCCUGCCAUGGGUUUCCACAAUAGACUUCGGUUAAAUGGUGGCCGUAACCCCUACGAGGGCCGCGUUGAGGUCCUGGCAGAGAAGAACGGAUCUCUGGUGUGGGGCACAGUGUGCAGUGACACCUGGGGGACCGUGGAGGCCACGGUAGUGUGCAGACAGCUGGGCUUGGGCUUUGCCAGCCACGCUUUCCAGGAAACAUGGUACUGGCAAGGGGAUUCCUCAGCCGAUGCGGUGGUGAUGAGUGGAGUGAGAUGUUCAGGAACCGAGCUGACUCUGGAACAGUGUCUACAUCAUGGGAAACACGUCCAGUGUGCCAAAGAAGGUGGACGCUUCGCUGCUGGGGUCUCAUGUACUCAGACGGCCCCAGACCUGGUCCUCAACGCUCAAGUUGUAGAGCAGACCACCUACCUGGAGGACAGGCCCAUGCAAAUGCUUCAGUGUGCCCAGGAGGAGAACUGCCUUUCCAGCACCGCCGACCAAACCGACCUCAGCUCUUACCGCCGCCUUCUCCGCUUCUCCUCCCAAAUCCACAACAACGGCCAGUCAGAUUUCAGGCCGCGGGCGGCACACCACUCCUGGAUUUGGCAUGAAUGUCACAGACAUUACCAUAGUAUGGAGGUUUUCACCCACUAUGACUUGCUGAGUCUGAAUGGCACUAGAGUGGCAGAGGGACACAAAGCCAGCUUCUGUCUGGAGGACAGCCACUGUGACGAGGGUAUCCAGAAAAGGUACGAAUGUGCAAACUUCGGCGCACAAGGAAUCACGGUUGGCUGCUGGGAUACCUACAGGCAUGACAUUGAUUGUCAGUGGAUCGAUAUCACAGACGUGAAGCCCGGAGACUACAUCUUCCAGGUUGUGAUAAACCCAAACUAUGAGGUCGCAGAAUCAGAUUUCACCAACAAUGUUAUGAAGUGCCGCUCCCGGUACGAUGGACAACGGAUAUGGACAUACAACUGUCGUAUAGGUGGCUCACUGAGUUCAGAAAUGGAGGAAACGUUCCCUGGACUGGUGACCAACCAGCUUUCACACAGGUAGACCCGAGAUGGACAACACAGAUGGACGGACAUUAGGGAAGCGAAUAUAAAUAUUUGACAACCACUAGAGGGGGCUGUACUGUUUUGCUUCCUUGGAGCUGGAUUGAUGUUGAGCUCAGAGUUCAACUGGUACAAUGGACAAUGAUUCAAUGGGAAAAAGACCUGCUUGCUUAUUACAUUUUUUAAUCACAUUCAGCUGUACAAAAAUGUGCUAAUCCCUUAGUGUCUCUUGCCUUUGUUGUCAGUGAAAUGUUGGUUUUUACCUGGCACUUAUUGGGAGAGAUGUCAGGGAGGAUUGUAGCCAAAUAAUUUAUUAAAUUAACUGUGCCAACAGUUGCCUUCCAAGCCAAAGUUUCAAGCAUUUGGGGAAACCCUCAAAUGAAAAAGCCCUCAGGUGAGACAUUCACCUUUAUUUUUAGCUUGCUUAGGGUGAAUGAAGAAAGCCUGAAUCUGGUGCUCCAAGUGGACAGAUUGUUGCACUGUAUGUUUGUUCCCCAAAGAGGUUGAAUUGAAAGACAGGUAUAUAAAUCAAAUUUGCUUCCACAGUAUUGGAUAGUCAAAGGCCUUAACUAGAACCUAAAAACAAAUACAGUACAUGAGUAUGAUGAUUAGUGCAGCACAACAAGCCACAAUCUAUGGCAACAACACAACUGACAAGACAAAUAACUCCUGUAUACAGAACUGUAUUUAAGCAAAAGUCGGAUUUAUUUUUACAUUUUCUGUCAAAGCCACCCAGUGCCAAAUAUAGUAGAUUUAUUUAUGCCAACAGUUGCUUGGAUUUUGUUCCUGCAGUAUUUCUGACAAUCUUUGAAGAUUUUCAGUCAUAAAUUUAAAACAAAAUGAAGCUGAGAGGGAAAGUGCUUUUUGCUACCAGGAUUUUGUGUUCCACAUACUUGAGGUCACUUUUGAAAGUGUUUUAUUUAUUGAUUUUUUUUUUUUGGUCGUUACAGUAGACACACAUUUUCAUCUUCAUGAAUUGCACACCCCCUCAGCUUAUUUCUCAGUUUUGUUAAAUUAUUACCAUCAGGGACUAUGAAAAUGCCUCUUCAUUGUUUUGUAAAUUUGUUUUUGUUUUUUUGUUUUGUUUUUUUAUCGUAGAGAAUUCAAUGACCCCUCUUUUAUAAGGGUCAUUGUUAGUUUUUGCCUGACUGUUUUUAUUUUGUAUGCAUGGGUGAAUGUGGAAAAGCAUUAAAUUGUUUAAAAUAAAUAUGAUAAAAGCAGAUACCAAUUAAUAUGAUGAACCUUUUUUUUUAGAAUGUUCAAAGGAACCCAGGACAAAAGUGAAGAGACACAGAAGUAAUA